Messenger RNA from Anopheles stephensi (Asian malaria mosquito), 723 nucleotides. RefSeq lists its product as uncharacterized. The transcript is spliced from 2 exons. NCBI's taxonomy places the organism in Eukaryota, Metazoa, Arthropoda, Insecta, Diptera, Culicidae. The record is from RefSeq and is a predicted model, not a curated record. Bases 1 to 723 code for a protein of 240 amino acids.
AUGCACCAGCUCAUCACGAGAAUCUGGGAACAGGAAGAAUUACCGCAGCAGUGGAAGCUGGGCGUCAUUCACUCAGUCUACAAGAAUGCUCGAACUAUUGUGCUAUUUCAGUCCUCAAUGCCGCCUAUAAGAUCCUGUCCCAGAUCUUGUUCUGCAGACUUGCCCCCCUUGCUACGGAUUUCGUCGGAAGCUACCAAGCUGGAUCCUCCAGAAGUGCCGAGAGCGCCAGAUGCCUACGUAUCACCUCUUUAUCGACUUCAAGGCGGUCCACGAUACCAUAGAUUUGAAACUCACAAGGGUCUGAGGCAAGGGGACGGUCUCUCCUGUCUUCUGUUCAAUAUAGUCUUGGAAGGUGUCAUACGGGGCGCGGGGCUACACAACGACAUCCGUGGCACGAUUCUCUAUCGGUCUCUCCAAUUUCUUGGCUUCGCGGACGACAUAGAACGCGGGGUUGGCAAGACGACAGCGACGGUGUGUGAGACGCACACCCGACUGAAACGUAAAGCAGCAAGAAUUGGACUGAUGAUCAAUGCGACGAAGACGAAAUACCUGCUUGCCGGAGGCUCUGAUCGUGAUAGAGCCCGAGUGGGAAGCAGCGUGUUAGUCGACAGCGACAACCUCGAGGUGGUAGAGGAGUUCUGCUAUCUUGGGACUGUCGUUACUUCGGAUAACGAUGUCAGCAGCUGGGGAAUCGUGCCUACUAUGGCCUUCACCGUCUGCUGA